Messenger RNA from Strongyloides ratti, 1209 nucleotides. RefSeq names its product Regulator of G protein signalling domain and Regulator of G protein signalling superfamily domain and Regulator of G-protein signalling, domain 1-containing protein. The transcript is spliced from 3 exons. Lineage: Eukaryota; Metazoa; Nematoda; Chromadorea; Rhabditida; Strongyloididae. The coding region runs from base 1 to 1209 and encodes 402 amino acids. The record is from RefSeq and is a predicted model, not a curated record.
AUGUGGCGAAAUUAUGUUGGAGGGCUUCAAUGUACAAGUAAUUCAUCUAAAUUGUCAUCUUCACAUACAGAAGAAGCCAGUAAUUUAUCAAUUGUUGAAGAAAAAGAACAAAAUAAUACAUCUUCUACUCUUGAAUCGUCAAAAAAUAAAAAAACAUCUAAAAAUAAUACUAGUGAAAAAUUAAAAGAAUUGGAUAAUUCUGAUAAAACAACAUUAAAAAAAGAAAAUUUUCAGGAAAGUGAAAAUUUAUCAAAAUUAAAUAUACCAUUAACAACAAAUUCAAAAGAUUUAUCUAAUAAAACAAAAAGUAAAAUACCUAUUUCAUCAUCUAUCAAAAUGAAUCCUGCAAGUAAUAUGUUUGAAAUGUCAAAUAAAUGUGAAAGAAAAGCUCCUUCAUUACCAUCUACUGAGGAUAUUGAAUAUCCUAGAGCAGCUUCAUGGGUUAGUGGAACUGUUAAAGAUUUAUUAGAUGAUAAAAUUGGUAAACAAGUUUUUAUGUGUUUUCUUUUUGAAUGUCUUGCUGAAGAGAAUUUAAUUUUUGUUGAUGAUAUUAAACGUCUUAAAGAAUUAAAAAAUAAGGACGAGCGUAAAACUCUUAUGCUAGAAUUAUUAGAUCGUUGUACAACAACAAUUAAUGUUAGUAGUAAAGCAUUACAAUUAAUUAAAAAAGAAAUUACUAAGGAUGAUCCCGAUAUAACAUGUUUUGAUUUGGCUGACAAAGAAGUUAGUAAAUUAUUAGAAAAUGAUCAAUUUCCACGUUUUCGUCGAUCAUCACUUUAUCUAGAUUUUCUUGAAAGAUUAUUACCAAAAGCUUAUGCUUUAAAAUGGAGUUCUAGUUUUGAAGCAUUAUUAGGAAAUCAAGUUGGCCGCCAUUACUUCCGCAAAUUUCUUCAAAGUAUUCAUGCUGAAGAAAAUCUUCGUUUUUGGGAAGCAGUUGUUGAAUUUAGAAGUGUAAAAAAUAAAAGUGUUGCUAUGGCAAAUUUAGGAAAAAAUAUUCAACAACAAUUUUUACGUGAAGGAACUCAUAACGAAGUAUUUCUUCCAUUUGGUUUAAGACAAACAAUUGAAAAAAAAAUUCAACAAAAAGACGUUGAUAUAACUCUUUUUGAUGAAGCAAUUAAACAUGUAGAACAAGUUUUGAAAAAUGAUCCCUAUGUUCGUUUUUUGCAAUCUAAAGAAUAUUUAGAUCUUUUAGAAAAACUUAAAUGA